UGUAUGGUAAAUGUUCUUGAAUACUCUUUCAUGUUACCAUAUUGCCAGCCUUAUUCAACAUAAUACCAUAACACAUCAAGCUCGAUCUGCAUCUAAAUUUCAACCAAAAUUAUUCAUCAUUUGUUCAUUUAUUUCUCCGUUCAUUUAGAAAAGCUUGAAAACCGAAAAAAAAUAUGCGUUUUUCAAUCUAAGAAAUCAAAACGUUUACUUUGAUUUUAAGCAACAAUUUUCGUAAUUGUUAAACUACGUCGUGCACGCAAAAUGAGAGGCUCAUCUCACAAUGGAUUUUAUCAGCCUAACAAUACGUACAACAAGCUCACUUCUGAAUUAAACAAGCUCAAAGUAAGGAACUUCAACCCGGGAGAACUUACCAUAUUCGGUAACAAUCAAAUCGGACAGGGAAGCAGGAGUUCCGUUUUCGAAGCGAAGAUAAAUCAAUCCGGUGAAAAAAUUGCCGCGAAAACUCUUGAUGUUUUCGGAAGGAAUCGGAGAACUGCAAAAAAACCUGAUGAUUUGCUGUAUUAUAUUGACAUCUUUAACUCAAUCAACCAUGCAAACAUUCUGAAGUUUAUCGGAGUUUCAUUUGAUUCAAACACGUUUUACGAGCUAACUGAAAUCUGCGACUUUGACCUUGAAAAGUUUUCACACAAUUAUUUUUUUCAAGGUCAACAAAGUUUCCCAGAUGCAACUUACAAGAAAAUUCUGACGGAUACUUGUGAAGGUAUGAGUUAUUUACACGGCGCUGGAGUUUUACACAGAGAUCUGAAAGCCGAUAAUAUCUUAUUGAAAAGGGCUGCUGAUGGAGUUUCUUGGAUUGCGAAAGUUGCCGAUUUCGGGCUCGCAAAAAGGGUCGGAUCCGACAAGAAAGUUCCUCGAGGUCCAGUCAAACUGAACCCACCCGAAGCUCUCCUUUGCAUUUGCUCGGGUUGCAGGGUCGAAAAUAACCAAGAUCCAAUAAGCUUGCAUUUAUCUAAUCUACAAAUUGGGACAUCAAGUUCUACAAGCGUUUCAAAUCAUAGGUCCCAAGGAUGUCAGCACAUUUACCCAUUUUACACUCAAUCAGAUGUUUACAUGUUUGGUGUUAUGGUGUACUGCAUAUCGCAUAAGAGAGAUUUCUUUGGCAGAGAACGGACAGGACAGAUAGCCGAAAAAGUGAAAUUUGGUCAACGGCCUGUUUUUGAUCAGCGACGGGUUUCGAAUCAACUGAUUAAAAUUAUUUCUGAUUGCUGGGAACAAGACUACACGAAAAGGCCCUCUUUUGAAAACAUUUCUCUUCUCAUAAACUCAUUUUGA
Molecule: messenger RNA, 1293 nt
Organism: Symsagittifera roscoffensis
Lineage: Eukaryota; Metazoa; Xenacoelomorpha; Acoela; Convolutidae
Product: dual specificity testis-specific protein kinase 2-like
Exons: 1
Coding region: 262-1293 (343 amino acids)
Biological process (GO): protein phosphorylation
Molecular function (GO): ATP binding; protein serine/threonine kinase activity
Source: RefSeq, a predicted model, not a curated record